UUCAAAUCCCGGAGUUUUUCCGUGUUUAUCUCAGACGCAUCCCCCAAAGAAUUCUUGGGAAUUCACGGCUGCACCCAUCAUUGUUUGUCUAAAACUCUUGGCUCUUGGUACAUGUACAGCGUACAGUAGUUUGGCUGCGACAGCGGCCAUGGGAAACCCCGCUCAACUGGAGAUUUGUGUGGGCACACACCGUGACACAGAAACAACAUCGUGCUGCUGGCUGCCAUUAUCUGGAUAGAAAGACCAGUGGUGCUGCUAUUCUUGGCUCACGCUUGGAUACUGCAAUAGGAGCUGCCUCCACUUGGUUUUUGAAAAGCAAUGGUUGCUCAUUCAUCUGGCAAGUGCCGAUGCGGGUCUGUCUCGAUCGCCAUUGACACCAAGCCGUUCUUGACCUACAACUGCCACUGUUCCCAUUGUCGUGCCUUUGCCAGCAGGCACCGUUCCGAGCCAGCUGCUUAUCAUGGUGGAGGGGCCGUUUUCAAGUGGAAUGUGGCCCUGGAGGGAGAAGAGAAUAUUGAAUAUGAACAAUCUACAUCACUAGGUGGUCUCUUGGCCAUGUCAAGGGGCAGAUGCUCCAAGUGUCAUGAAUGCAUUUGGGAAUCAGGAGAGCGCGCCAUGCUGCCUGUUGCUAUGGUCAUGACAGAGCUACUUCCCAAUCUCAAUCCUGACACUGAUAUCUUUUAUGAUUCGGGGCUGAAGGGAGGACCCACUACCUCUACAGUGAUUCGUUCCGACCUGGGAAGCCUGUUCUAUGAGAUUAUCGUGAUUCUCUUUAUGGCAGUUCCAACGAUUCCUUGGACUGUCUUGAAGCGAUUGACACGAAGGAAUGAUGGAAGUGCUCGAUCGAAGGUAGAAUAAUCAAGCAAGCAAGUCAAAAGCCCAUACGGUAGUUAAUUAAGAGAAUCUAGCAGUCAUGAUUGUGAAUAUCAA
Molecule: messenger RNA, 930 nt
Organism: Seminavis robusta
Lineage: Eukaryota; Bacillariophyta; Bacillariophyceae; Naviculales; Naviculaceae
Source: the annotation of a GenBank genome assembly